AUGAAAAGCAAGAAGCCAGGCAUAAAACAAAAAAAGAAACAGCAGAAGGAAAGAGGUGGAUCACACAAUCAAAAAAACACCAAGAGAAAAACCUGUUUCAGUUGUGGAGCAAAGCCUGUACAUCCAAGAGGUCAAUAGCCUGCAAAGCAAAGUGUUUUUAAAAAGUGUGGAAAACAGGGACAUUAUGGCUCUAGAUCUGUUUGUAAGUCCAAAAGAGGAGGGAAUGUUAACGAGUUACAAACCCAGCCUAUCGAUGCGCCCUCAAACGAAGACAGCAGAGCGGAAGACUAUACGCAAGUGUAUUUCUCUGCGGCCGCGCAUUAUUUGAAGACGGUAAUGGCAAAGACUCUUAAUUACUCUCACUCACAGCCUCACAUUCGCCCUCUUUGGGUUAGUAAGGAGCUCGAUCCCAUCACAGGUUUCCAGAUCUCCUGUAGAGUCGAUACAAAUGCAAGCUGCAACAUUUUACCUCAUUACAAAGAAAAAUCUAUUUUUGGAACGGACCUCAAGCUGGGACAACCGACAAUGAAUGUGAAAGGGUACAUUAACAAUGACAUUUCAGUUGAGAGUCUUGGAUCUUGUUGUGUGUACCUUCAUUAUGGCAAGCAAACAUACAAAGUUUCAUGUAUGGCAGACAGCAAAGAUUGCAUGAUCCUGGGCAGGCACCAAGCAUUGCUGAUGGUGAAUGUUAGCCUCCCGGAGAUCCAGCAGCCAGCUGUCAAGGCCAAAUGGAUACGUCCAUAAAAACCAUUACUGACAAGCCUGCGAAACCCCCUGCAGAACCAGUUAUUCCAGUGUUACAAGAAUGUACAGACAAGAACAUAACCUUAUCUGAUAAUAUAAUAUUCAGUUGAAGGAAGAUUACAAACCUGUCAGCAUCCCCCUCGUCAGGUAGCAGUGAGCCUUAAACCAGCCUACAAAGCAGAGUUGAAGAAACCAGUAGAACUUGAAGUAAUUAAAGAAGUCCAAGAGUACACUGAAUCGAUCAAUUCAAUUGUUCCUGUGAAGAAACCUGAUGGUUUCUGA
Porites evermanni is the source of this 1026-nucleotide messenger RNA. Lineage: Eukaryota; Metazoa; Cnidaria; Anthozoa; Scleractinia; Poritidae. The record is from the annotation of a GenBank genome assembly.